ACGUUUUAGCUUGCGUUUUAGCAAAAACAAAAUUAAAUGACGUCAUUAGCCUCAUCAAGCGUGCUAGCGAAAACUUUGCUUUGAUUGGAUUAGGAUUGGGAUCGGAGGCUCAGAGGGCUGUGUGGAAGAUGCAUGACAGCUUUCACUGACCUAUUUUCAAAUAUAUGGGGUCGUGGCGAGAUUAUGUGCUGCAAGGCCCUAUAUACCUGUGCUGUGGCGGGCGAAGCAACAGUGCUGCUUUGCUAAAGGGCUUUGCUCCAGGGUGACAGCCCUAGGUCACCCUGAGGUAGGCUUCUGAAGAAUCUUCCUUCUUCCACUCUGUAAGCGACAUUUCAGUGAUUGGUCCAUUUGUUCCAGAGAAAUGUGGCGUCAGCGGACAUUGGCCCAGCGCUGGUUCUGGCGCACCCUGGCCACUGCACUGCUGAUCGUCUGCACCACUGUGUUGACUAUGACAGCUGUGCAGGAGCUGUUACCACCUCCGCCAUCUCGCAGCACCCUGGCGGCCCUGACGCCAUUCCAGUACCCAGUGUGGAGUGAGUACUCGCCACCGGACCGGGAGGAUGACUGGUACAACGCCACCUGCCUGGGUGGUCAGCUGCGCCCGGCACUCACUGAGCUGGCCGCCCACCUGGAGAUGCUGCACACCGCCGAGCACCCCGAGUGCCGCGCGCUGGCCGGCUGGCUCAACACCCUGUUCACGGUGGAGCAGCGUGAGGCCAACGUGACGCUGCCGGCGCCGUUCCUGGCCAAGGUGCUGACGUGGGUGGGCGGCUCGGAGCAGCUGAUGGACAUCGUCCGACACCAGCGCAUCCUGCACGUCACAAACAACCUGGUGCUGCACGAGGUGGCCUUCAACCCGGUGCGCGCAUUUCGGCCGCAGCUGCCGUCGGCCGGACCGUCGGCGCGCGAGCAGCUGCACGCGCUGGCCGAGGAGACGCGCGGCAGCUGCGACUUCUGUCAGUGGCGCACCAUGACGGCGCUGGUCGGCGAGCCGCCCGGCCGGUUCGAAUCACCGCUCUCCACCGUCGUGGGCAACACGCUGAAGCUGGACGGCGGCCACGCGCUGGUGCUGUCGCGCGAGCACAGCCCGCUGCGGCUGACGGUCGAGGGCCGGGCCGACAUGGUGGCGCUGGCGGAGCGCUGGAGCCGCGACCAGCAGUCGCGCCGUCCCCAGCUGCGCUUCCCCACGCUGAUGUGGGACGUGGGCCAGCACGCGGGCGCCAGUCAGGUGCACCCGCACGUGCACGUGAUGCUGUCGCCGGCGCACUACUCGGCCGGCUGGGAGCGACAGCGGCGCGCCGCGCUGCUCUUCUCCGAGAUCUGGCCGCAGGACAACUACUUUUCUGCGCUGGUGCGCGCGCACGCGGCGCUGGGCCUGACGGCGCGGCUGGGCGCGGCGGUGGCGUUCGCCGCCGUGGACCCGGUGCUGGACGCCGAGAUCUGGGUGGUGUCGGCCGAGCCGGACGCAGACUUCACGCGGCUGUACGCGCUGGCCGUGGCCACCGUGGAGCGCCGGCUGGGCCGGCUCUGCCACAGCAGCAGCCUGGCGCUGCCGGCGCUGGCCGAGCCGGCCGGCCGACUCCCGGCGCUGGCCCGGCUCGUGCCGCGCGGCGACUGCACCUCCGUGCGCACCGACUUCUCGGCAAUCGAGAUGUUCGCGCUGAGCGCCAUCGCGCUCGACCCGUACGAGGUGGUGCGGGAGCUGCGCUACACCAUCGAGCGGAACGGUGAGGUCCAGCCGAGGUCGGCCGCCGCCUGAGCGGGAACGCCUUGUCUUUCUCUCUGGGCUCUGGGGAACUCUGGGGACCACCGGGGACUCAGGGGACCACCGGGGACUCAGGGGAACACCGGGGCUUCCCUUGCCCUACCUUUUGGGGAAGUAUCAGCUGGCUCACUUGCGUAGGUUUUCCCAAACCAACAGAUUAUCUGUGUAGCGAAGAGUCCUCUUGAUAUCUUAAAGCGAUAGUUGCAUCUGAGUGGCUAAGAAAUCGUAAUUACAUUACAUAAGUAUUUCUGGGUCGAUAGCUUAUAAAGCAUGCCCGGACAACGAGUAUACUCAAUUUCAUUAAAAUUGUGUGGAGACGCAAAGCAACUCCUACUGGAAUGUGUUUAUCAGGCUCACAUCGUGGUGCUUUCAGUGUGGCUCCUAGGUCAGUGAAAUCUCUCAAUAUGUUGGCCGUGCCGAUUGUACCGUUUUCGGCAGCUCUUGUGAUACAUAAUGAGUUGUUUAGGAUGGCACUGAAGCCUGCAACCACCUGUUAGCGCUCUUUUUUUACCAGAUAUGAGGGUUUGUGGUUUGUCCUGCGCUUCAUACAUUAACCUUACGUGCCGUUUUUGUACAAACAUUUCGUUUAAUUUACAGCUAACAAAUAGGAAAGAAGCUGUUGAAACUGUGGGAACUGCCUAUAACUUAUAAGCAAGCAUUAUAGUACGUAAACUUGUUUUUGCUAAGGACGCCAGUAUAAUAGGGGUACGUUGAGCACGUAUAACUUCGCAAAGCGACUAGCCAGGUCAUAUGGGUUUCAGAAAUCGCCUCUAUUUUGGUAGAAGGGUUUAUAUUAGAAGUGGCUACUUAGGCUGCGCUGAACUUUGAUAGAUAUUUAUAAGUUUUCUACUGUUUGUUGAAUGCGUCGGCCUGUCUUUGUCGUUGUUGCGUCGGCAGUUGAGUGUCUUGCAUUUACCAUGUUCUUGAUAUGUGACUGUUGUUACGUGCACUUACUGUUAUGCCCAUAGGCGUCAAAUCACACUCGGGCUCCCUUUACCACGCCUGGUAUUUUAUAAUCGUUGUUGCAUCGUUGCUCAAGGUAUCGUUGUUUACGGCAAAGAAUGAGGAUUAUCCCUCGCCCUGGCAGGGGGGGGGGAUCGAUGCGACCCCCCCCCCCCCCUAAGGUUUUUCGAAGAUAGCGUAAAAACGGCGGCGCGCAGCGCCGCCAAAUUUGGCACAGCCUAUGGGGCAACCUUUUUACAUGUGACCUGAAAAUUUCAGGUCCGGGUGACCUCGGGUCAGGUCACUAGGUCAGAAAAACCGGUACAAGGUCAUGGUCAAAUUUCAAUUUUCUUUUUGCACCUGUCCAACUCACAGUUUUGGACUGAUUUCCUUCAAACUUUCAGGAUGUGCUAAGUUCACCGAGUUGUAUAACAUAUAGUUCGGGUUUUUUUAGGUCAUUGACCUGAGGUCAGUUAGAGGUCAUUACGUCGUAAUGUUAAGCCUAUGGGAAAAUACUAAAUUCGGAAAAUACUGGAGAUAUCCGCUUCGUUCUAUCACUUUUGUGCUUUAAAACCACAGUACUUAACAGCAGGUCACUUGGUGCUUCUUCGUUUGGUGUACAUAUCCAUGGGUCAGGUCAAAUGAGGUCAACUGAGGUCAAAUGACGUUUUUGCCAAUAACUUGGCACAUAAUGACGCUAGAGCUUAAAAAAAUGGUAUCAUUGUGUUCCUGGUGAUCAGCCGAAUCGAAUGAUAUGCGAUAUGAUGCAAUUUGGUUAACUUUAACUUAAUUUAUUAAUUUAAGUUUACUUAAAAUUUAAGAAAAACUUUAAGUACACUUAAGCAAGCUAAAAGGUACAUCAUUCUACGCGCCUUGACGUUCUGAGUUCACUGGUGCUUUUCUUUUUGCUCUAUCUUAAUUAGAUCAAAAGUUAUAAGCGAAAAACUUUUGACCUGUUUUUAGCGAAAUUUUUACAUUUAUACCCCCCAAAACCCCCCUAAAUAUUGACCUAGAGCAACCAAAUUUGCACAGGGGCGAGAACUCCAGGGGGCCCACCUACCUACCAAAUUUGGUGUUUCUAGGUGCCAUAGGAGCCAAUCGCGAGGGGGGGUCGCAUCGACCCCCCCCCCCCCCUGCCAGGCCGUGUUAUGAAAAAUGCCCUGCCAGGGCGAGGGUUAUGACCAAUUGGUCAAAUCCCGAUGGGUUGUGGACCUCGGCUUUGGAAGCAACCCGCCGGCUUUGAAAUUAUCUCGCGACUAUCACUAAAGUGUUCGUGCUUCCAACAUGCCAAGUGUCUUCCAUCACAAGUGCGCAAGUGUUUGUUGUUUGUCCAGUUGGAGUGUUUGCGGACGCACGAGCUGAGCGUGCUGGUUCUGGCCAGCUGCACAAUGUGGGCCCCGACAGAGGGCACAGCCGCGCGUCCCACCUCGAGCAGCUGACUAGUGUCCCUAACUGAGCACUGAACAGUGCGUGAAUCUCCAUAGUAAGCCUUGUUGAUCUGUAUCCGGCGGGAUUUACUCAGGCGUGCAAUGCACACGCCGUGUGGCAGCCUUGGCCCGGCGGUGGCUCUGAGCUGCGGGUUCCUGGCCUCUGGCCGCAUUGCCCGCCCUACAAUCGGACCCCCGACUCGGGGCUGGACUGCUGGAUUGUUUAUUGACUGUUAUAGACAGUGUACUUUACACAGGGCUGUAUUUGUUUGUUGGAAAUGUCGUCAUAAUGGCUUCUGAAAUGACUUGCUUGUGUCGUUCGGAUAACAAAUUUCGAGAUGACCGAUAUUUAAGUACCGGCGCUGCACAAUGCUGCUGUGCCGAAGUGUUGCUUCUCUCUUGCUUACUACUGAACCAUGAUGACUGAGCUAAGUACAUUUGUUGUGUUAUUUAUUUAUUUGUUUAUUUAUUUUUUCUUUUGGUCAUCUUCAUUACAUGUAAACUUUUGUUAAUUGUUGGUGAUGGCGCUGUUUUGUUUCACAAUGUUUUUACCGGUGAGUUUUAAAUACACGCUUGAUUCGGCG
Messenger RNA from Amphibalanus amphitrite, 4718 nucleotides. RefSeq lists its product as uncharacterized. NCBI's taxonomy places the organism in Eukaryota, Metazoa, Arthropoda, Thecostraca, Balanomorpha, Balanidae. The transcript is spliced from 2 exons. The record is from RefSeq and is a predicted model, not a curated record. Bases 362 to 1759 code for a protein of 465 amino acids.